Molecule: messenger RNA, 654 nt
Organism: Cladophialophora yegresii CBS 114405
Lineage: Eukaryota; Fungi; Ascomycota; Eurotiomycetes; Chaetothyriales; Herpotrichiellaceae
Exons: 2
Coding region: 1-654 (217 amino acids)
Source: RefSeq, a predicted model, not a curated record
AUGGCCGAGGCAACUGAAGUUGUCUUCUUGUCCCUCAAAGAAGGCAUCGAUUCGCAAAAUCCGAAAUUGAAGAGUACCCUUGAGACGAUCAUCAAGCAUGGCCAACCGCAUCGCAUGUACGCAGGUGCUCAGGUCGAACACCCCAAUGUCCAGAACCUGUUCAUCGACUGGUCGAGCAUUGAUCACCACAUGCAGUUCACGAAGUGGGAGGGGUAUGAAGCGUUUUUGAACGGGGCGGUGGAGCUGUGCGACGCACCGCCGAGUCUAUUUCAUGUGCAUUUCGAGCCAUUUCCCCCAACUCCAGCCUUUUCUGAAGUCACCGAGUUCAUCAGGGCUUACUUUCCUGCGGACUACUCACCAGAGGACCAAAAGACGUUCCAUGAGGGCAUCAAGAAAUUUGGUUCCAUCGUUCAACGAGACUGGGAUGAAUGCCGAGGCUUAGCAGGUGGAUGGGUUGCUGAAGAAGUUGAGGACCCCAAGACUGGCGACAAAGCGAAAGCCUAUGUCUGCUUGAUCGGGUGGCCUAGCGUCGAAUCGCACAUGAAGUACAGAGAGACUUCUUCGUUCAAGGAGAACAUCCACAUGUUGAGGGGUGCAAAGGAUCUGAAGAACGUGGUCAUGGUCCAUGUCGCUAGCAAAGAGUUCACGGGUUGA